Diaporthe amygdali is the source of this 354-nucleotide messenger RNA. RefSeq lists its product as uncharacterized. The record is from RefSeq and is a predicted model, not a curated record. Lineage: Eukaryota; Fungi; Ascomycota; Sordariomycetes; Diaporthales; Diaporthaceae. Bases 1 to 354 code for a protein of 117 amino acids. The transcript is spliced from 2 exons.
AUGAACAAUGCCAGCGCCAAGGCUACCGGUGCGGCUAAGAAGCCAACACCACCUUCCACCAGCACGCAGGCCAGCACACAGGCCAACACCACCAGUGCGGCUAAGAAGACCACACCACCCUCCACCAGGCCCUCGUCCAGGUCUGGGGAAGCUUCUCCCACGUCGAAGUAUAUCAUCGAGGGGACCAAGGGUCCCUCAUUUGAGCUAAAAUCCUCUGGCGGCAAGGUUUGGUUCCAGAAAGAUGCGAGAGCGAUCUCAUUGCAGAAGGACACGAAGAAGGGCCAAUACUAUUACACUGUCGCCGACCCAAAGGACGCAAAGACGCUUCGACCUGUAUAUCUCAAGAAGGUCUAA